Molecule: messenger RNA, 1773 nt
Organism: Spinacia oleracea (spinach)
Lineage: Eukaryota; Viridiplantae; Streptophyta; Magnoliopsida; Caryophyllales; Amaranthaceae
Product: IAA-amino acid hydrolase ILR1-like 3
Exons: 5
Coding region: 163-1488 (441 amino acids)
Biological process (GO): auxin metabolic process
Cellular component (GO): endoplasmic reticulum
Molecular function (GO): IAA-Ala conjugate hydrolase activity
Source: RefSeq, a predicted model, not a curated record
UAAAUAAAUUCACGGGAGGUUUACAACACCGAAUCGGCGCGGAGUAACCGGCUCUUCAGCACUACAAUUUCAUAUGUUGGGACUUGGGGUUUCUUGAUCAAUUUCGAUCUUGUUCUUCAUUUUCUCUUCCCUCUAAUCCACAAUUUACUACGCGAUGAAACUAUGAACGUGGGUUCUUACAAUACCAUCUGCAAUUGGGUCCAUACCGUACUAAUUUUGUGGGUAUGGUCUCAAUCUCAAUGGGUAAAAAUCAACUGUGUAUCUGGGGCCGAGUCAGAAUUCGACCCGAGUUCUCUGGGUCCAGAAUUACUAGAAACAGCAAGAAAUCCCGAGUUCUUCGAUUGGAUGAAGAGGGUAAGGAGGAGAAUCCAUGAAUACCCAGAACUUGCAUUCGAAGAGUACAAGACGAGUGAACUCAUCAGAUCAGAGCUUGACUCGCUGGGGAUUGAGUAUACUUGGCCUGUUGCUAAGACUGGACUUGUCGGGUCAAUCGGGUCCGGGUCACAACCUUGGUUUGCUCUUCGGGCCGACAUGGAUGCCCUCCCAAUUCAGGAAAUGGUAGAAUGGGAAAACAAGAGCAAGGUGGAUGGUAAAAUGCACGCAUGUGGGCAUGACGUACAUGUCACAAUGCUUUUAGGGGCUGCAAAGUUGUUGCAGCAGAAGAGGAAGGUCUUGAAGGGAACUGUUAAGCUAAUUUUCCAACCAGCGGAAGAAGGUCGUGCUGGUGCAUAUUCUAUGAUACAAGAAGGGGCUAUUGAUAAUGUGCAAGCAAUUUUUGGACUUCAUGUUUUGCCUUUUACACCUAUAGGAGCAAUUGGAUCUAGACCUGGACCUUUUCUUGCUGGUUCAGGCAGAUUUCUUGCAACAAUUCACGGGAAGGGUGAAAUGAGAGACCCGGUUGUCGCAGCAUCCACCACAAUUUUGGCGCUGCAACAACUUAUUUCUCGAGAGACAGACCCUCUUGAAUCCAGAGUAGUAACAGUGACCAUGAUACAAGGCAGCCAGCAGAGAGACGUGAUCCCCAACAUUGUUAAGUUUGGGGGGACUUUUAGGAGCAAAACAUCAGAGGGGUUGUCCGAUCUUCAGAGAAGGAUUAGAGAGGUCAUAGUGCUGCAAGCAUCUGUGCAUCGGUGCAAUGCUACUGUGGACUUCAUGGAAGAAACAGGAAGGCAUUAUCCUCCAACUGUCAAUGACGAAAAAUUGUAUGACCAUGUGAAGGGAAUAGGAAGUAUGUUACUCGGUGAAUCAAAUGUGCAUAUUUCCCCAUUUGCAAUGGCAGCAGAGGACUUUGGCUUCUAUUCACAGAGAAUUCCGGGUGCAUUUUACAACAUUGGGAUAAUGAACAAAACACUAAACUCGAACAAGCCAUUACACUCUCCAUACUUUUUUGUAGACGAGGAUGUUCUCCCGAUUGGAGCUGCACUUCACGCUGCUGUUGCAAUGUCCUACUUAAAUGACAAUGCAAUUGCACCAUUUCAAAGUCAAUAAUUAAGGAGCUUUAUGGAAUUGGCUUAUGUUGCAAUACAGUACAGGAAAUGUUAUUAAAUUCAGGUAAAACUAGUCAAUUUGGCUCAUUUUGUUUUGUAUUCUAUGCAUUGUGUUCAGAUAUAGAUAGUUCUUAGUUUCUUACUACCUCCGUCCAAUUUUAAUUGUCACAUUUACUAGUUCAAAUUACUUUGUCAAAGUGAUAAUUAAUUCCAAGCGGAGGGAUGUUUUUCUGUAAAUAUAUAUCUUUGAGAGGUUUUCGAUGUUUAAUUUGACAUUCAGUUACAA